UUAGUGAGAAUACCAAACUUUUUUGCGAGAAACUGGAUCAAAAAAGGGUAAAAAAAUCCACGUUAUCCCAGAGCAUAGAGGCUAAGAUGCGUAGAGCACAACUUAAAAUUGAAAGAGAAAAUUUGAGAAAAACGUUGGAAAAUCGCGAAGGUAUUACUUAUCAAAGCAACAUUUCGUUUGACAGUGUUGAUAAUAUGAAGUGCAUAGAAGAAUCAACAAUUUUAUCUGUAGAAAAUUGUAAAUUGGUUUGUUUUGAUCUUGAAACAUCUGGUCGUCGAAAAGAUGCAGAUGUAUUGCAAAUAGCAGCAAAAGUUGAUGAGAACAUUUUUUCCAUUUACAUUGAACCAACACAAACGAUCGACAAUGAAGCUAGUCAAGUGAAUGGUCUAGAAAAUAUUGAUGGAGAGCUAUUUUUGAAUGGUGAGAAAUUACUCACUGUGAGUAUGCGUGAAGCUUUACAAGCGUUUUAUGAAUUCUUAUCUAAAUUCACCAAAGGUUCAUUGUUGAUUGCGCAUAAUGCAAUAUUUGAUAUAACUUUCCUAGUCAGAGAAAUAAAAAAGUAUUCAUUGGUUGACGAGUUCAAAAAAAUUAUUUAUGGCUUUAGCGAUAGUUUAAAAUUAUUCAGAAAAAAAUUGUCAGACCGUAAAGGUCCAGGUAUGUUCACUCUCGCAAAAUUGGCAGAAGACUUUUUAAAAAAUGAUUCAUUCGAAAUGAACUUCCAUGAAGCUACGUUUGAUGUUAUCGUAUUAGAAAAAUUG
This is a messenger RNA of Temnothorax curvispinosus, 758 nucleotides long. Its product is annotated as DNA polymerase III subunit epsilon-like. The annotation marks the transcript as partial. The record is from RefSeq and is a predicted model, not a curated record. The transcript has a single exon. NCBI's taxonomy places the organism in Eukaryota, Metazoa, Arthropoda, Insecta, Hymenoptera, Formicidae. Gene Ontology annotation, molecular function: 3'-5' exonuclease activity; nucleic acid binding.